Molecule: messenger RNA, 2039 nt
Organism: Pomacea canaliculata
Lineage: Eukaryota; Metazoa; Mollusca; Gastropoda; Architaenioglossa; Ampullariidae
Product: prenylated Rab acceptor protein 1-like
Exons: 5
Coding region: 87-668 (193 amino acids)
Cellular component (GO): Golgi apparatus
Source: RefSeq, a predicted model, not a curated record
UGACAUGCAGUAUUUACUCCGGAAGUGAACUGCGCGUCAUCGGUUUUGGAGGUGCUUACAUCAUUUCCACGCAGACGACAGCUGCUAUGGCUGAGAAAGGGGGUUUGGAAGGGAAUCUUGACUUUACGCCUGUAGCGGAGCCUUCCUUGAAAAACAGGCUGAUGGCUAUUUCAUUAUCCAACACUUCGGCCCGAGAAUGGUUUCACAAGACCCGGGAACGUGUGCGACCAUGGUCAGAAUUCAUCAACACCAAGCGUUUCAAAAUGCCCAACAGUUUGAGCCCGCUGCCAACUCGCAUAGUCAAAAAUAUAGACACCUUUCAGGGAAACUAUCUGUUUGUUUUCCUUGGACUUGUCAUCUUCUGCGUCCUCACAUCACCAAUGCUGCUCAUUGCUAUAGCAGCAUGCCUAGGGGCUUGUUACAUCAUCAGCAUCAAGAACCAAAAUAAACCUUUGUCUAUCAUGGGGCGUGAAUUAAGCAUUGCACAGCAAUAUGCAGCUGUUGGUGCUCUGUCCUUUCCCCUGUUCUGGAUUGCUGGUGCAGGUUCGGCAGUCUUCUGGAUCAUUGGUGCUUCUUUCUUUAUCAUCAUGAUGCAUGCAGCAACAUUUAUCACACAGGAGGAAGUGGAGGGCUUUGACAUUGAGAUGGAUUCUAUUCAGACUGUAUAAGGAUCUGGAUUUUGUAAAAGACGCUGUAUGGAGCUCAUUGUUAGCUUCAGAGUGCCAGGCCAUACAUGUAUUACUGUGAUCAUGCUAACAUUUUUUAUCCAAAUCAGUAUCCAUGUAACAGCCUUAUGCAGUAUUGUACUGGCAAAAUGCUUGAAAUAGUUUCCAGUGUCAAGGUAAUUUUUAAAAGUAACAUUUUCGGCCUUAAAUUUUAGUUUUUUUUUUUUAGCAGAGCUUAUAUGUUCUGUUUAAAGAAGGGUGUAAUGGUUUUUUUAGGACUACACAUUUGGUGGACAAUUACAAAAUUCAGACAUUCAUGCCUUUUAAAUUUUUGCUAAUGCUGCUAUUGUCCAGGGUGAUGUCAUAUCUUUCUGUAAAUAGUACCCCUAAUUUUCAGUGUCUCAUUGGCACUGUGGACAAAUAAUUGCAAGGAACUGAAGGGCAGUCUAACUCAGAACUGAAACGGCAGUAACAUAAAUGCUUCACUUGUAAGGUACUUCACAUGGGAUCGGCCCAUACUUGCAUCAGCAUUUUUGACAAUUCUAUGAAAGCAACAUUUUAUAGCAACCCUUAUUACACCACUGUUACCAUUACAUGCAGCUUUAUACAAUUUCACUGAUUUUGAGUAAUACUGUGUACAUUUCAAGAGGGUGUCAAGUAUGGUGUAAAUAUAGAAAUUAGAGUACCAUUUUGAUUGCUUUAAUUUUAUGUUAGGAACAUUCAGAAUCCAUUUUAGUAUUUGACAUCUGCCUAUUGAACAUUGGAAUUAACUUUAAGCUGCUUAUCAACAUCAAGUAUAUACAUACUGUGAAGCAUGAACAAAUCUUUGAGAAAUGACAGCAGAUGGGUGUAAAAUGCAGAACCUUGUCAAAUGCACUCCUUAAAAACAAAACUUGGAGGUGUCGCAACAGAAAUUUUUUACUUUCACAAUAAAGCUGCAUUCAAUGAACUAGAAAUGACCUUUUUUUUGGUUCUGUUUCUGCAGGAGCUACCUGCAUCUUGCUAAUUCUUACAUUUUCUCUGCUAUGUGAACAGAAUCAGUCACAUAAUUAUAUACUAAUACUAGCACCGGGUCUUUCAAGUUGUAUAACAUGAUGUAAGUCAUAAAAACAAAAGUACAAAGCUUAGAUUUGUACUUUUUCUUAAAGUUCAUAUGCUUUUAGAAAAGAAGCUAGUUUAUGUAGAGUUCUUCACGUACUUUUGAUAAACCGUGUCAGGCUGCAAAUGCCCCAUCACUUCAAGAUGGUUUUUUUUUCCGUUUCUAUUGUUCAGAUCUGGAUGGAGAGGGAGUAUAUUUCAAAUAGUGAGGGAAUUUUUUUAACUUCUGGAAAUAUUUUAUGUGCAAUUUGGUGAUAAUAAACACUUAUAAAAGGC